Colletotrichum destructivum is the source of this 1692-nucleotide messenger RNA. RefSeq names its product Putative sulfatase, alkaline-phosphatase-like, core domain superfamily. The coding region runs from base 1 to 1692 and encodes 563 amino acids. The transcript is spliced from 2 exons. NCBI's taxonomy places the organism in Eukaryota, Fungi, Ascomycota, Sordariomycetes, Glomerellales, Glomerellaceae. The record is from RefSeq and is a predicted model, not a curated record. Gene Ontology annotation, molecular function: N-acetylglucosamine-6-sulfatase activity; glycosaminoglycan binding.
AUGACGAGCGCCAGACCCAACAUCAUCUUCAUUAUGGCUGAUGACCAUGCCUCCAAGGCCAUCAGUGCUUACGGGGCGUGCAUCAACCAUACCCCCAACAUCGACCGGCUCGCAGAGGAGGGCAUGAAGUUCAACCACUGUUAUGUCACCAACUCGAUCUGCACGCCGUCGCGGGCGGCCAUCCUCACCGGAACCCAUAACCACGUCAACGGCGUUAUGACGCUCAACGACAACAUCAACAAGCAUCUCCCGAACGUCGCAAAACACCUUCGAACUGGCGGGUACAGGACGGCAAUGGUUGGCAAGUGGCACCUGGGCGAGGGCAAAGCACAUGAGCCAACGGGCUUCGACUACUGGUCAGUCCUCCCGGGCCAGGGAGACUACUGGGACCCCGAGUUCAUCGAGGAGACGGGGGCGAGGGUCGAGAACGGCUACGUUACGGACAUCAUCACCGACAAGAGCCUGAACUGGAUCUCGGAGACGACCAGGGACACGGAGAAGAAGCCCUUCUUCCUCAUGUGCCACCACAAAGCGCCACACCGCUCAUGGGAAUAUGACGAGAAACACAAGAAGCUCUACACCGACCCGAUCCGCGUCCCCGAGACCUACGACGACGACUACAAGAACCGCGCCAAGGCAGCCAAGGUUGCCAAGAUGCGCGUGGCCGAGGACAUGACUUACCAGGACCUGGGACUCAUACAGCCGGACGGCGGCAACGCCGUGGGCGAGCGGGUGGUGCAGGAGUCCGGGUCGGCGCAGCGCAAGGUCCCGGUCGACGCGAAGAGGCUGAUCGACAAGGAGGACGGGACGGUCUUCACGUUCAAGAGCGCAGAUGACCUCGCGCACUUCAAGUUCCAGCGGUACAUGCAGCGGUACCUGCGCGUCAUCCAGUCCGUCGACGACAAUGUCGGGCGCAUGCUGGACUACCUCGAGGAGAACGGGCUGGCGGAGAACACAAUCGUCAUCUACACCUCGGACCAGGGCUUCUUCCUCGGCGAGCACGGCUGGUUCGACAAGCGCUUCAUGUACGAGGAGUCGUUCCAGAUGCCGUUCCUCGUCCGGUACCCGGCGGCCAUCGCCAAGGGCUCGGUGUGCGACGACAUCAUCUGCAACGUCGACUUCGCGCCGACCUUUCUCGACCUCGCGGACCUGACGGUGCCGAGCUACAUGCAAGGCGUGUCCUUCCGACGGCUGCUCCAGGGCGACACGCCGGCAGACUGGCAGCAGGUCGCCUACCACCGCUACUGGAUGCACAACGACAUCAUCCACCACGCCUACGCGCACUACGGCGUCAGGGACCAGAGGUACAAGCUGAUCUACUGGUACAACGAGCCGCUGGAGAUCGAGGGCGCGAGGCCGGGCGGCGAGGAGGACAAGGAGUGGGAGUUGUUCGACUGCGAGAAGGACCCGUUGGAGCUGUUCAACGUCUACAACGACCAGGCGUACGAGGAGGUUGUGAAGCACAUGACACAAGAUAUCAUGCAUCCCCCUCUCAUCAAAAUGAAGUUCUCCGCCGUCCUCCUCUUCGUCGCAUCCGUCGCCGCUGUUGCUCUCGACACCGAUGUCCCCCCUGCUCUCAGCCAGCCUGGUCGCCGGGGUGUCGACUGCGGCGCCUGUGACCGGCUGAACUUCUGCCCUGGCAAGCCCAACAACAACGUUGAGUGCGAGCUGGACGGAUGUUGCAAGAAUUAG